Molecule: messenger RNA, 426 nt
Organism: Amyelois transitella
Lineage: Eukaryota; Metazoa; Arthropoda; Insecta; Lepidoptera; Pyralidae
Product: cilia- and flagella-associated protein 144-like
Exons: 3
Coding region: 1-417 (138 amino acids)
Cellular component (GO): ciliary base
Source: RefSeq, a predicted model, not a curated record
AUGACAGAAGGAAAAUGCACCUUCGGGUCCAGGAUGCCGAUAGACAUACACAUGCUGAACGAGAUCAUCAGCAGGGAGGUGAAGCACUUCCGGAACUACAAGAUUUACAGACCCAACUUUGGCUCGAUACCCGUGACCGGCAAGUUCUACGCAGCCCACGACCAGCACAAAUCGGAGUCCAAAGAGCAGGAGGAGAAGGUGGACCAUUACCACAAGAACGUGGCGCAGACCAGAGCGAAAGGCCCACGGAGCAAGUACUCGGCGCCGGCUACCGAGAACCAAGUGUACGGAUGGUACUUCAAACCGCUAGUCCCCAUGGACCGCAACGACCGCCGAUUCUACAACCCCAAGAAGGAGAGCAGCCACACCAAAGUCGAGAUCAUAAUCCUGAUGAACAAUCCGAAGAAACGGGCCUAACCUUACAUA